Messenger RNA from Cydia fagiglandana, 1749 nucleotides. RefSeq names its product TAR DNA-binding protein 43-like. Gene Ontology annotation, biological process: regulation of gene expression. Bases 125 to 1471 code for a protein of 448 amino acids. Gene Ontology annotation, molecular function: RNA binding. The record is from RefSeq and is a predicted model, not a curated record. Lineage: Eukaryota; Metazoa; Arthropoda; Insecta; Lepidoptera; Tortricidae. Gene Ontology annotation, cellular component: nucleoplasm; chromatin. The transcript has a single exon.
AAUAAAUGACUGGCGAGACGAGAUGUCGGCCAUUACAUUAAUAUAAAAUCGAUUACGUUGAAAGCCGUAAAUAUACUCUAAUAUUGAAGAAAAUAAGUAUAUACAGUUAAAAUCAGAUUUAAAAAUGAACUCAAAAAGUAGAAGUAACUAUAAUGAGGAUCUCUUUGAGUACAUUAGAGUCAGUGAAGACGAAGAUGACGCUAAUGCUGUAGAAAUUCCUUGCGAACUUGAUGGCGCCUUACUUCUGUCAACGCUAGUAGCGCAGUUUCCUGGAGCAUGCGGCUUGAAGUACCGUCAUCCUGAAAGUAAAUCUGUCCGUGGAAUUCGUUUGAGUGAUGGCAAGCUUCACCCUCCAAAUGAUGCCGGCUGGGGUAAGCAUCUUUAUAUUUGCGUUUUCCCCAAAGAAAACAAACGUAAGAUGGAAGAUGUCUCUCCAGAGAACUCUGCUGCAAAAACAAAACGUCUUGAGAAAAAACUUACCUGUUCUGAUUUAAUAUGUCUUGGAUUACCAUGGAAAUCAACAGAAGAGUCCAUAAGGCAAUACUUUGAACAAUUUGGUGAAGUUGUUAUGGUUCAGCUUAAGAGGGAUAAAAAUGGUACCUUUAAGGGAUUUGGCUUCAUUCGCUUUGCGACAUAUGUAUCUCAAAUGAGAGCUUUGGCUCAAAGGCAUAACAUAGAAGGGCGUUGGGUAGAUGUGCGAAUUCCUAACUCCAAAGAAGGAGUAGUUCCUCAAAUGCCAUGUAAAGUAUUUGUUGGAAGAUGUACUGAGGAUAUGACCGCUGAUGAUCUUCGAGAUUAUUUUUCCAAAUUUGGAGAGGUAACAGAUGUCUUUGUUCCAAGACCAUUCCGAGCAUUUGGAUUUGUCACAUUUUUGGACCCCGAAGUAGCUCAAAGCCUAUGUGGUGAAGACCAUGUUAUUAAAGGAGCAUCAGUGUCUGUUUCCAGUGCUGCACCAAAGAUUAAAGCUAAAUCUAACCAAAAUUGGAAGGAUGAUGGUUAUGGACCUAAUAACUGGGAUGGAAACAGAUCAGGUCCUUCUGGGGGAUCAAAUAAUUCUGGUGGAAGUAGUAACAUAGACUCACUAAAUAUGCAAAACUUGGGCAUCAAUCCAAACGGAGGCCCACCGGCCAACUUCAAUUUACCUAUAAGUCUUGUAGCAGCUGCAUUAAAUCAAGCAGGAUGGGGAGGAUUUCUCGGAGGACCUGGUAAUGGGGGCCCUAAUUGGCAAGGGGGUCCACCUCAAAGCAAUUCAGGAAAAAAUUGGAAUAGCAAUCAAAAUUGGGGUCAGAGUGGUCCUCCUCCAUCAUGGAACCAAGGAGGUGGCAACCAAGGUUGGAAUGGCAAUAAGAGUGGCAACUGGAGCCAAGGGAACUGGUCAAACGGGCAAGGUGGCUGGGGAGGUAACGGCAACAACGGGUCAGGCCCUCCUGCGUCAAGCAGUGCAUGGAACAACAACAAGCCCCAGACAUGAGGUGAGCAAGUACUGCAGUGGUACAUGUUGGCUCAUAUAUGUUUAUAUGGUCAUCACUAGCUUAAGAUCAGAGUGUUAUCAAUGAAUUAUUAUUCCAAAUUCAAAGUCAAACAACAUGUAGAAUUACUUAACUUUUAAAGUGAUUUUAAUAACACAUGAAAAAAAAUAUCUCAUGUGCUGAUUGUAUUUUAAUUAUGUAAGCUGAUAAAAGCAGUGUGUUAUUUUGUGAAGUGGAGUGCUGAGGGUAUUAUAUUAAUAAAUAAGUAUGUAUUCUGCGA